UGAGAAAUGAAUCUGAAGGAGUAGGUCUGCCCCGGAAUCCCGCAUCCUUUGCCCAAGAAAUACAUAUUACCUCUCUGAAAAAUGACUGCUGACGUGAAUGUGAAGAUUCGUGGCUGAUAGCUACCUUGUCCAUUGAUCGUUACAGGACCCUUUAAGACUGGAGGGACAGACUCAUCCCCUGUUGCACGAUCCGCAGAUUUUGGCAUGUAUGUGUCUGGGUUCCAGCGUGUUGGAGAACUGCGGGUGAGCGAAGGAACUGAAGUGCUUGCAACCUAUCACAACGACUACAACUCCAACACCUACCGAGACGCCAAGGAGGCACCUAAUAUUCAAGCAGUCGCCCAUGAUACACAAAAGGUGGUGUAUGUGGCCCUGGUAGGAGGCUUGACAAGGGGGUCAAAGUUGCUUGGACUCUGCAAACCAGAAAUCAUCACUCCGACGUCAGGCGCCGUGUCACUAAAACUCAUCAAUAUAUUUCAACAAAUCCAAUCUGCCUCUCGACCGCAACCGCCAACUAAUAGAAAAGCCCGACAGCCUGCCAAACCAUGGCUAGAACGCGCUCAUGCAUAUAGGUUCCGUGGGCGAUCGCGUUUCCCUUGGGACGAUGGGGGACGGAUGCUCCGCGGGAUCAUCACGCUGCAUAGUGACGGCGGGCGCUAACAACUCGUUCCACACUACGCCUUCUCCGUCAUCAUCUAUCUGUC
Molecule: messenger RNA, 704 nt
Organism: Mytilinidion resinicola
Lineage: Eukaryota; Fungi; Ascomycota; Dothideomycetes; Mytilinidiales; Mytilinidiaceae
Exons: 1
Coding region: 205-660 (151 amino acids)
Source: RefSeq, a predicted model, not a curated record